UUCAAUUUGUAUUCUUUUUCAAGGUCCUCCACAACUGCUUAUCCACCCACCCGAUCAUCCAUCCAUCCUCUAACCGCAUACCAGUACAGCUGUAUUUGUACUGAGGAAUUCCCCUGUUUGUAGUCUAGUUGUUCUUAGCAUGAACCGAGAGGCUUUGUCGAGUGCUCUGCUCUACUGCUGUUUCCGGUUGUGCCACUAUCGUAGCUGAUUAAUUCUGAUCAUCAUGACACGCAUCAUUGACAAGAUCCUCACCCGCCGCAGUCAGAAGGCAUACAAAGCAAGUUCUGAAGGUGAAGAUUCCAACAAAAACUUGGAUGUGUCAGACGGGUCCAAUAACCAGUUCUCCUUCAAGCCCAACUACUAUUAUUCCUUUGAGUUCUUCCCUCCCAAAACAGAAGCUGGAUUGGACAACUUGAUGACUCGUAUUGAUCGCAUGACUCGUCGAUUGGAACCCCUCUUUGUCGAUGUUACGUGGGGAUCAGCAGGUUCCACUUCCGCUAGGACAUUGGCAGUGGCAUCCUUUGCUCAACGGUAUUGUGGAGUGGAUGUCUUGUGCCAUUUAACAACAACUAGAAUGACACAGCAACAAUUGUUGCAAGCUUUGGAACAGGCCAAAUCUUGUGGAAUUCGAAACAUACUGGCUCUCCGAGGAGACCCACCCAAAGGCAAACGAAGUUGGAAGCCGGGGGACAUCAGUGGUGGCGAUUGUGAUCGAGCCAGUGAUUUGGUCAAGCUGAUCAAGGAGGAAUAUGGAGAUUGGUUUGGUAUUGCGGUAGCAGGACAUCCCGAAGGUCAUCCUUCUUCCAACAGUACAGAAGAAGAACUGGAGCACCUGCUCCAAAAAGUGAAUGCUGGAGCCGAAUUCAUCAUUACACAGUUUUUCUAUGAUGUCCAGUUAUUUCUACAAUUUGUGAGACGGUGUCGGGCAAAGGGCAUUACCUGUCCCAUUCUGCCAGGAAUCAUGCCAAUUCAGAGCUACUCAAGCUUCGUACGAAUGACGCGGUACUGCGGCAUUUCGGUGCCACCGCAUGUCAUGGAACAACUGGAGCCUGUCAAGGAAGAUGACGAAGCAGUCAAAGAGAUUGGAUGCAAAAUUGCAGCUGAUAUGUGUCAAGAGAUACUGACAGCAUCCAUUGAAAAUGAUGAGUAUGGCAUUGACGGUCUACAUUUUUACACUUUGAACCUGGAAAGGAGUGUGACAAGAAUACUGCUACGAAUGGGUGCCAUUGAUUUGAUUCAACCAAGCCAAGUAGCCACCGAUACUGAUGAUCCUUCGGCAUUGCAACAACUAACACAAGGAUUGAACCAAGCUGGCAACAACAAGGCAUCGCCUACAGCCGCCAACAAUAACCAUGAUACAAUUCGCAGUAGUGCAGGGCGGCCUCUACCUUGGAGACCUUCUGCCAUGGACCAACGAUCCAAAGAAGAAGUGAGGCCCAUCAACUGGGCCAAUCGUCCGAAAUCCUACGUACGGAGAACAGAGGAUUGGGAUGAGUUUCCUAAUGGUCGAUGGGGUGACGCUACAUCUCCAGCUUUUGGAGAACUCUCGGACCUGGCUCAUUUCUAUUCAUUUUCGUUGGGCAGUGAUGAUGAACGAAGAGCCAUGCUGGGACACAAUCCCACAUCGGAACAAGAUGUAUAUGACGUCUUCGCAAAGUAUGUUGAGGGCAAACUGCCCCAUAUUCCGUGGUGCGAAAACCCAUUGCAACCCGAGUCCUUUUUGAUUCAGCCACAGCUUGCAAAGUUGAACCGUGCUGGAUUUCUGACAAUCAACAGUCAGCCAGCAGUGGAUGGAGUCGAGAGUACCAACCCAACGUUUGGCUGGGGUGGCGAAGGAGGCUACGUGUAUCAAAAGGCUUACUGUGAAUGCUUCUGCAGCCCAGAUAACAUGCAGCGGCUUGUUCAAAUGGUCAGGGCCAACAAGGCAAUGAACCUUUAUGCGAUACGCAGCAACAGUUCUUCUGAAAUGGUGCAAGAGGGAAUUGAAGUUGGGGGAGUAACUGCUUUGACCUGGGGUGUAUUUCCGAACAGGGAGAUCCUGCAGCCUACCAUCUUUGAUCCUAGUACUUUCCAGGUGUGGGCUGAGGAAGCCUUUUCCCUCUGGACAACUAUGUGGCUGAACCUCUAUGAUUUUGAUACGGAGAGUUACUCGUUGAUUGAAACAAUACGAGAUACCUACUACCUUGUAGCAAUCAUUGACAACAAUUUCCUUGCAAAGAACAAUGAUGGAGAAGCCGGGGCUUUGUUCAGUGCCAUGUUUCGCGUUGGAGAGGAAAUGAGCACAUAAAGCAACUGUGGAAUACCUAAUUUAUUGAUACCCUGGAUCUGUACAGAGGCACAAUAGAAUGUCUAUGUGUGGCAGUGGCCUCUCGGUGUGAGA
Seminavis robusta is the source of this 2380-nucleotide messenger RNA. Lineage: Eukaryota; Bacillariophyta; Bacillariophyceae; Naviculales; Naviculaceae. The record is from the annotation of a GenBank genome assembly.